This is a messenger RNA of Bombyx mori (domestic silkworm), 4553 nucleotides long. RefSeq names its product homeobox protein unc-4 (gene OdsH). The transcript is spliced from 4 exons. Lineage: Eukaryota; Metazoa; Arthropoda; Insecta; Lepidoptera; Bombycidae. Gene Ontology annotation, molecular function: sequence-specific double-stranded DNA binding; DNA-binding transcription factor activity, RNA polymerase II-specific. The record is from RefSeq and is a predicted model, not a curated record. The coding region runs from base 497 to 1543 and encodes 348 amino acids. Gene Ontology annotation, biological process: regulation of DNA-templated transcription.
CGGCCGGCGCGCCAUCUCAGUGCCGGGCCUGGCGCGUCACGAGGCGACCACACUCAUGCACCCGCGGCAGACUGCGAACCGUAUGUAAACGUGCCGAUCAUCCGGACUCACAGUGACAUGAACAUAAAUCAGUGCUGGUGAUUAUUAUUAUUUAUUUUUGUAUUCGCAAUAAUAAAUAAACCUUUGCCGUUUUUUGUCGUGAAUAGAAAAAAAAAAAAACAUUUCCUCGCAUAUGUUUGCACCGAAAAUGACAAUCGAGAAUGUUAGAUUGUAUCAUCAAUAAUAAAUAACCCUUUGCCGAUUUUUUUUGGUGAAUAGAAAAAAAAAUUGAAAAAAAAUAAAACAUUUCGUCGCGUAUGUACGUACGUAUGUAUGCACCGAAAAUGACAAUCGAGAAUGUUAGAAGCGCAGUGCUCCGUCGGUGAGCGGUGUGCUGGCUUCCGCGCUAUCGGCAGUCAAGAUAUCGAAGGGCGCGCGGGUCGGCGGCGGCGGCGGCAUGGUGCUAGAGGGCGGGCUGCCGGCGCCGCUACAACUGUAUGCGGCGGCCGCGGCGCAGCUCGCUCCCCGACCGCCUUGGCCACCCUUCCUACCCUUUUUCGGUGUACCUCCACCGUUCCUGGCAAGACCAAGACUACCACAUCCGCUACCUACAAGAGCUCCACACGGACCGCCCAGCGAAGACUCCAACGAGGACGGAGGAAGCAGUAAAGGUGGGGUAGGAGAUGAUGAUGGCGACAGCGGAAAGAGAAGACGGUCGCGGACUAACUUCAACUCGUGGCAGCUGGAGGAACUGGAACGAGCCUUCCUGGCGUCCCACUACCCUGACGUGUUCAUGCGAGAGGCGCUCGCCAUGAGGCUGGACCUCAAGGAGAGCAGAGUCGCUGUGUGGUUCCAAAAUCGGAGAGCGAAAUGGCGUAAGAAGGAGCAUACAAAGAAAGGGCCGGGGCGACCAGCCCACAACGCGCAUCCUCAAUCCUGCUCUGGAGAGCCUAUCCCUCCACACGAACUUAGAGCCCGUGAACGGGCGCGCAGGAGGAAGAAGCUGGCCAAGGCUCUGGACCGGCAGGCCAGGAAGCUCAGAGCCAAGGGCAUCGCCGUCGAUCUAGAGGCUUUGAAGUCCGAAUACUUAGCGCAACACCGAAACACCGGCGUCUACUCAGACUCCGAUGACGGAGAGGGCGAGGACAGCAUGAUCGACGUCGUCGGAGGAGAUUCCUGUCACGAUUCCGGCCCUGAAGAUUUUUCUCUUUCCGGCAGAAUCCGCGCGCCCUCUGGUGCCGACGGCAUGAACAACUCGGACAGCUCGGCGUCGGACGCUCAUUCGACGAGGAAUUACAGUCCGGGCCCGGAUCCUCAGGCUUCGUUCUUCAAGAGCUUCACGAGUGUUGGUGCGAACUUCGAAAAGUUUGACUUCGAUUCGGGGAGGGCCGUGUCCUUAGAUUUGAGCGGCGGCGGAGGCACGUCGACCGAACAAGACUUAUCGAAAAAUGGUGGGACGCGAAAACACAAUCCCUUUAGCAUAGAAUCGUUGCUUAACACGUGAAAAUGACUUGUGCACAUAGAGGCUUAUGUAUUUGUGUAUCAGUGACUGAUCGGAAGUUGUCGCUCGUUCAGUGAGUAAACAGAUUAUCAUUAGUUGUAACCGGCUUCAGUAAAGACUUGGUACAGUUGACAUAUCCAGUGUGAAUAUUAGACGUAGGAACCGUGUAUUAUAUAGUGUGUAGUGUAAAUAGUCUGUCUUCUCUUCUUUUUUGUUAAUUAAAAUAAUUUAAUAUAUUUAUUUCUUUUUACAUUCUGGGGCAAUAAUUUUGUAGAUCAUGUUUUUUUUUUCAUAUUUUAUUACUUGACUUUUAGAAAAGUCGAACUGAUAAGACUCAUGUCGUCAUUAAUAUUAAAAUAAAUCAUAUGAUUGAUUUGAAAUUUUUAGCGCUACCCUUAAAUUUAUCAUAUUUAUUUUUACAAUUCAUUGCAUUAUCAUUCAUCAUACAAGUUUUACUUACAUAUGCUACAUGAUGACAAUAUAUACUAUAACGUAACAUACACAAGAAUUUAUAAGUGCAUUUAUAUUAUUUUAAUGUUAUUUCAGUUCCAUGUCGUGACUUCAUAAUAUAUAAAACUCCAUAAUAUAAUAUAAUUCUUAUUAUCAAAAAUACAAAUUUGUUAUAGAAACGAAAACAUAUUAAAAACUACUAAUUAAACCGAUAAGAAAAUAAGAUAACAUCGCAGUAAGAGACAAUAAAAAAAUAAUUACGAUCGAAUUAAAAAUAACAAAAAAAAACAAAAUGGCGUCGUUAAUACAAUUACGAGCGUAGAGUGAAACAAAAUAUAUUAUUUCGUGAAACAAAGAAUAUUAUUGAUGAAUAUUUAACUCUAACGUCGAUAAGAGAGCCAAUUAGCAAACAAUAUAUGUGUUAUGAGUGUGAUUUUUAUUACGUUUUUAACUCACAUUUAAAGUUACACGACAAAAUGGCGAAGCGAUUCGAUACGGAGCAUUGUUUCGACGCGUUCAUCCGUGUAAUUGCGCUAAUUAUUUAAACAAAUAAAAUUGUUUUAAAAAUUUUAAUAUAAAAUAUUUUAUAACGCAUAAAAUGGUAUAUCGGUUUCACUUUUUAUUAUGGUUUCAGUGUUUGUUUUUCACAAUGUUUUUAUACGUCUAUAUUAAAUUCAUGAAACAUGUAAUAUGUACAUACGCGAGCCGACGCCAGGUCACUUACAUUUGUCAAUAGAAUUAUCGAUCAACAUAAUUCAUUUAAGACACAGAUAACACAAUUGUCCAAUUUCUUUUUUCUAAAACUCCGAAAAAAGGUUACGUUUCUUAAAGUAUAAAUUUUUUUUUGGACGCAUUAAGUUUUCCAGUCGUUGUCUGGUACCAAUCAUUUAAUAAUAAAGUGAAUAAAUCAUUUAUAUCAAAGAGAUUUUAAAAUUUUAAUGUACCUAUUUACCAUUUCAACUAGAAUACAUUUGUUAAACAUAACAAACAGCCUUACGAAUCAUCGAAAUAAACUCAAGGAAUUUGACAUUUUUGAUUGAUAUUUUUUCAUUAUUCAUGACAAAGGCAUAUCAAAUUGAAUGCCAGACUAUAACCCUGGUGUAACAAAUGUUUAAAACUGUAGUUAUUAGAAAAAAUAGAAAAUUAUUGUUGCAAUAUCGUAAUGGGAAACUAAGUCAUCAUAUUUUUGUGUAGUGAAACUAAUUUAACGCCUAUCAAAGACGCAGGUCUAUAGACGACAUAUUUUUCGUAGUUUUACAAUUAAAAAAAAGAUCUCGGAAAGUAAAAUUGAUAAAGACUUUAAAUAAAAUUGUCACUAAUCGAUCUCUUAAUACAAUAAUACUAGGCGGCUUUUUCUCGAAUCGUCCAAAACCUUAUUUUUCUGGUUGGGAAAUGUGAUAAAAUCCUUAUUUUAUUUUUUAUACAAAAAAAUUCAAUUAUUUCAUGAAUUAUUUCGUUUAGUCUUCUUAAAAUUUAACGGUUAUCUUAAGAAAAAAGAUUUUUUUUUAAUCAAAAUUUUACUACAACUGUAUUUUUUUAUUAUUAAAUUUUAAUCAAAACAGACAUCAAAAUAAAUCUACCUACUUUGUUCACACCUAUUGCAAAGUCAUAGUGUGCGAGCAAGACAGACGCAAAUUUUGAAAGAUAUCUUACUGACAGCUUACUAAAUAAUAAAAUUGUAGUUCUCUGGCAUAUUUACUUGUUAAAAUUUUGUUGAAAAAUCUCUAUAAAUUCGUUGUAACGGUUACUAUUUGAUUUUUGGAAACAAAUAACUUACUUACAUAUAUAUGGUCUACAGAACAAAUCGAUUUUUUCCUUUGGAUAUUAAUAAGCAAACAUAAAUGCGACUAAAACCUAUUACAAAACCUUGAAGAAUUGAAAAGGUUAAUGAACUCUUGAAAUAAUUUCAUAUAUUCUCACAUACACAUAGUAAUAUUUAAUAUUAUUAAAUUCAGUUAUGAUCGACCCGGGUAAUUAAAAAAAAGAAUCGAAAAUUGUAAACAACAAACUUCUCAUCGGUUAAAGAAAACCAUUUGAUAAAUUAAGCUUAUAUAUUUUUUGAAAUAUCUCCAUUUGACAGGCACAUGGUGUGUACUUUUUUUAGCGUAAAUCAUUUUUACAGAGAUUUGUAAUAUCUCAAAAAUUUUACAAUAGUUUUAAUAAUACCCGUCAUUAAUAUUACAUCUGUAUUAUAACAAAAGAAUCAUCACAAUUUGGGCUUUGUAUUUCAAUUGACUAAAAGUAACUUUUGGUUACGAAUUUAUGUAAUGCUUCUUCACGAAAUACCUACUACUGCUAAUUUAUUAUAGCAUCGAUUAAAUUUUAAUAUAGUCAUUGUUGUAAACAUGAUUAGAACGAGUCGAUCGAGAACUAUUAAUUACCCUGGUUGAUCAUACGUACAAUAUAACAUAGGUACAAAGAUAAGUUAUUAUUUAUAUAGUCGGCGAUGAGUGGAUGGAUUAAUUUGUAAAUCUAUCAUAUAAUAUUAAUAUUGUACGUAAAAUGUAUAAAAUUUAUGUUAAUUGAGUAACUUAUUGAAUCAAAAUAUAACAUUUGAAAAGUU